Messenger RNA from Gracilinanus agilis (Agile Gracile Mouse Opossum), 3674 nucleotides. RefSeq names its product dimethylglycine dehydrogenase (gene DMGDH). Bases 114 to 2570 code for a protein of 818 amino acids. The record is from RefSeq and is a predicted model, not a curated record. NCBI's taxonomy places the organism in Eukaryota, Metazoa, Chordata, Mammalia, Didelphimorphia, Didelphidae. Gene Ontology annotation, cellular component: mitochondrion. The transcript has 15 exons. Gene Ontology annotation, molecular function: protein binding; oxidoreductase activity.
UGGGGCGCCCGAUUGCUCAGAAACCUCCAGGAUCGUUGCUUCGAGGCAGCACCCAGGAAUUGUUAGGGGGCCACUCAUAACCUGAAAGCAGCCUGUACUCCUGUAGCCAAACCAUGCUUUUGAGUGGCCUGAAGCAGUUGAGAUUUCAGCUGCGAACACUAGAGCCCACUUUGACUCCGGGCAAUUGGCUGUGGUCAGUGUGCAGCAGAAGCAGCAGCAGCGGGCUCCCCUUCCAAGAAGGGGAAGGGAAAGCAUCUUCCUUUUCAGACGCAAGAUGGAAAGACACAGCAGAGACAGUAAUCAUUGGAGGUGGCUGUGUUGGUGUGAGCCUAGCUUAUCAUCUGGCCAAAGCUGGGAUGAAGGAUGUUGUGCUUUUGGAAGCAUCUGAACUCACUGCUGGAUCUACAUGGCAUGCAGCAGGUUUAACAACUUAUUUUCAUCCUGGAAUAAACUUGAAGAAAAUACAUUAUUAUAGUAUCAAGCUUUAUGAAAAACUGGAAGAAGAAACUGGGCAGGUUUUAGCUGGACUUUAUAAUCCUGGAGAUGGUCACAUCGAUCCUUAUUCUCUCACUAUGGCUCUGGCUGCUGGGGCCCGGAAGUAUGGUGCUCUUCUAAAAUUUCCAGCUCGAGUGACUAACCUAAAACCCAGAUCAGAUGGGACAUGGGAAGUUGAAACCCAACAGGGAUCAGUCCGAGCUAAUAGAAUUGUGAAUGCCACAGGAUUCUGGGCUCGUGAAGUAGGCAAAAUGAUUGGACUAGAACAUCCUGUUAUUCCGGUUCAUCAUCAAUAUAUUGUCACAGCAACGAUACCUGAAGUGAAAGCUUUAAAAAAAGAACUCCCAGUUAUUCGAGACCUGGAAGGAUCAUUUUACCUGCGACAGGAAAGAGACGGGAUUUUAUUUGGUCCAUAUGAAAAUCAGGAGAAAAUGAAGAUCCAAGAUUCCUGGGUGACCAAUGGCGUGCCACCAGGUUUUGGAAAGGAACUUUUUGAGUCUGAUUUAGACAGAAUCAUGGAAUAUGUGGAAAAUGCCAUGGAUAUGGUCCCAGUCUUGAGAAAGGCUGAUAUCAUCAAUAUCGUUUCUGGUCCUAUCACCUAUACUCCUGACAUUCUGCCCAUGGUGGGACCACAUCAAGGUGUUAGAAAUUACUGGGUGGCCAUUGGUUUUGGAUAUGGCAUCAUCCAUGCUGGUGGCAUAGGGAAAUAUCUCAGUGAUUGGAUCCUUGGUGGAGAACCUCCUUUUGACCUAAUUGAAGUGGAUCCCAAUCGUUAUGGAAAAUGGACAACAACUCAGUAUACAGAGGUCAAAGCAAGAGAGUCUUAUGGAUUCAACAAUAAUGUGGGCUACCCUAAAGAAGAAAGAUUUGCUGGGAGACCUACUAAAAGAAUCAGCGGGAUUUAUAAUAUCCUUAAUUCUAAAUGUUCCAUGGGCUUCCAUGCAGGAUGGGAGCAGCCACAUUGGUUUUACAAGCCUGGACAUGAACCUGGAUAUAAGCCAAGCUUCCGACGGACAAACUGGUUCCAGCCUGUGGGCUUAGAGUAUCAACAAGUUAUGCAAAAAGUUGGGGUGAUUGACCUAUCACCAUUUGGCAAGUUUAAGGUCAGAGGCAAAGAUUCUCUUAAACUGUUGGAUCGUCUCAUUGCAAAUGUCAUUCCAAAGGUGGGUUUUACAAAUAUAAGUCACAUGUUAACCCCAAGGGGCCGAGUUUAUGCUGAAUUGACUGUCAGUCAGCAAUCUCCAGGAGAGUUCUUAUUGGUAACUGGUUCUGGGUCUGAGCUUCAUGACCUGAGAUGGAUUGAAGAAGAGAUUGCGAAAGGUGAAUAUAAUGUGGAGAUUGAAAAUAUUACAGAUAAGCUUGGAGUCCUUGGAGUUGCAGGACCCUCAGCAAGAAAAGUCCUUCAAAAACUGACCUCUGCUGAUCUUAGCAAUGAUGCAUUCAAAUUCCUCCAAUCUAAGCCUUUAACAAUUUCUAACAUUCCUGUUACUGCUAUUAGGAUAUCCUAUACAGGUGAACUGGGCUGGGAGCUCUACCACAGACAAGAAGAUUCUGCCACUCUCUAUGGAGCAAUCAUGGAAGCAGGCCAGGAGGAAGGAAUUGACAAUUUCGGAACUUAUGCAAUGAAUGCUUUAAGAAUGGAAAAAGCUUUCAGGGCCUGGGGGUCAGAGAUGAAUUGUGAUACAAAUCCUCUGGAAGCUGGGCUAGACCAUUUUAUAAAGUUAAAUAAGCCAGCAGACUUCAUAGGAAAGCAGGCACUGAGACUGAUGAAAGAGAAGGGGCUGAAACGGAGAUUGGUCUACCUCACCUUGGAGACAGAUCAUGUGGAUCCAGAGGGAAAUGAAAGCAUCUGGCAUGAUGGCAAGGUUGUUGGCAACACUACUUCUGGAAGUUACAGCUAUAGCAUCCAGAAGAGUCUGGCUUUUGCUUAUGUCCCCAUGGAGCUUAGUAAAGUGGGACAGAGACUGGAAGUCGAACUCCUGGGCAAAAAUUACCCAGCAACCAUCAUUCAAGAACCACUGGUUUUAACUGAGCCAACUAGAACCCGGCUACAGAAAAAGCCUGGGAAAAGCUAAAUCUGAAAGAAAAGGAGGGGAAAAUGACCUUAAUAGUUUUACAACUGCUUUGCAAAUUGUGCAACUAUGUGACUGUUCUCAGAAUUAUGAAUCACUGUAGUUCUCCUGAGGAAUUUUUCCCCCUCAAAUUCCACUAAUGUAUCAACUUCUAAAUCAACCAAAUCCAGAUUUAAGUCCAUUCUAAAACUCUUUCCCUUAUUCUCUGGCUGUUUUCUAAAUUUAAGGCAGAAUUUCAAAUAGAUGAUUUAUGUUGUUCUUUCAAACCAAAAAUUUACUGACAAUUUAUUUCUUAAAUAUUUUAUCAUAUAGUAUUAAAUCAGCAAAAAGAUCCCAAGAAGCUGUUUUUUCCCCAACAUGUAAUCAUCAUAACUGUUAGAAGACAAGUGGUUUUCUAAACAUGUAUUUUUUUUUGUUCACAAAUCAAUGAGAGAAUAGUUCUGUUCAUGUCUCAUAAAAACAAGCAAGAGCAUUCAUUGCCUUGUUAGAUACUCUUUACUAGACAAUCUCAAAUUGUCAAUUCAAAUUCAAAAUAAGCAAUUGUAGAAAAUAUUCAAAUAAGCAAUUGUAGAAAAUGCUCACAGUAGAAAUAAUCUUAAAGCUUAACUAGUUUAGUACUUGACUAGUUUAAUGACAAGUCUUUUCAAAUUUAAAGAAUAUUAGAUGUUUUCACAACAUCUGCCUUGGAAACAACUUAGACUUUGUUAUAAAACAAUCUUUAUUGUCCUUUCGAAGGUCGUUUUAGGAGAAAAAUUGCUAAGAAGAAAGAACAUAGUCUUCCUUAGGAAUUGUUCCUUCCAAACCUUCAGCAAAGAAACUGAAGCAUAAAUAGAUUGUGCCAGUGGAAACACGGUUUGAAUAAUGAAUACCUAUCGUUGAAGAAAGAAUUAAUGGAAGUUGACAUCACACUGAGCUGUUCUGAAUAUCAUUUUACAAAGCAGGUCAAAAUAAAGUAUAAAAGCUGACAGGGCUGCACUUAGCGUUACGCACAGUGAGAAAUCCAUUUGGAAAUUAUUCUUUGUUCGACUUUCAGAAAUGAUUUGGGUCUACUUGGCUGAACCAAUCCAAAAUGUUCCUUUUCUUAAAGGUGACACUAUUUAUAACCAA